GCCCCUACGGUGCCAUGGUCGGGCCACAUGAGGCCCCCGAGGAUGCCCCACAUUGUGUUCCUUCUUUUAAAGGUGAGUUGUGGUACUUGACACAUCUAGAACACUUAACACCUCUCUUACAUGGUCCUCUUUUGGAAGGAAAUAUUUUUAAGACAAGGUGGAACAAAACCUGUGAACGUCACUUUAUUUGUACUGUGUGUGUGUGUGUGUGUGUGUGUGUGUGUGUGUAGUCUAACGAGGAAACGAGUCGAACAAGUCGUCAUCUUUGUCAAACAUGAGCCGGACGCUGCUGAGAGAGUGAGGUGUUGCCGCCGUGUCAUGUGGACGUGUCCGCCUCGUCUUCAUCAUGUCGGUCAGCGUCAACGUGAGGAAGAUCUCCAACUUGCCUGGACGAUCUCCCAGGAGAGUGGAGCUCUCCUUCAGAGGCUUCACCCAAAAGACCAGAGUGGUGCACAGCGAGGGCGUGGCCAUCUUUAACGAGUUUUUCCGUUGGCCUCACUAUGGAAAAGCGAUCCGAAAUGAAGUGUUGACCAUCAGAGUUUACAACUUCAGUAAAGUCUUCUCCAACCGACUUGUGGGCAAGCUGGUUGUGGGUUUAGAGCACAUCGUGACUUCAGGGAGGGUUGUGCUCCGGGAACCUCUGACUGACACCAACCAUCUCCUGACAGAUGUCUACGCCGAGUUGGACAUUCGCUACCACCCCCUGGAGGGCGCGGCGGGAGGAUGGGAGGGCAGAGACUUUGUCAAGGAGGAGGACCAGGACCAGUUGUCGCUGGGCAUCAUCAACGAAGGCUUCGAAGAACCGGAGAGUUUGCAGAUAUUGAGUCGUCAAGAGAGAGAGCUGGAGAGAGAGACUCGCCAUCUGGGGCGGACUCUCAUCCAGUCUGAGGGUGAUGAUGAUGACUACUAUGAUGAUGAAGAUGACGACGACGACCUGUCGGACUCAGAGGCGUCCGACCUCGUCUUCACUCCCUUGUUGAGUCGUAGCAGACCUCUCUCCAGGCGUGUUGUCGCUGCGACUCCCAGAGUUCAGAGUUUCCAGGUGAACGUCCACAUCCUGGAAGCUCAGAAGCUGGCGGGAGUCAACAUCAACCCUGCCGUCUUCAUCCGAGUGGGCGAGCAGAAGAAACACACGGCCACUCAGAAGUCCACAAACUUCCCCUUCUACAACGAGGACUUCCAGUUUGAGUUUCAGGAGACUCCAGACAUCCUCUUUGACAAAGUCAUCGAGAUAAAGGUGUUCCACCGGCGGACGCUGGCUUUUCUGGUGACGCACAUCGGGACCUUCAAGAUCGACAUCGCCACGGUCUUCAGCCAGCCAGGCCACCGCUUCUACGAGAAGUGGGCUCCGCUCACCGACCCGGCUGACACCAGGUCGGGGGUGAAAGGUUACGUCAAGGCCACGGUCAGCGUGCUGGUGAAGGGCGAGGCCCUCGGAGCCGGCCUGCCCCCGGCCACGCCCACUGGCAGCGAGGACCUGGAGAAGAACCUGAUGCUUCCUCGCGGUAUUCCCUCAGAGCGCCCCUGGGCUCGGUUCCGCGUCCGCAUCUACAAGGCGGAGGGUCUCCCCACCAUGGACUCGGGGCUGAUGGCCAAAAUGUCAAAGGUCACGGAUCGCACGGUUUUCAUCGACCCCUACGUCCAAGUGACCUUCUCGGGACAACAGGGGGAGACCUCGGUCAGCAGCGCCACCAGCUGUCCCGUUUGGAACGAGGAGAUCUCCUUCAUUGAGCAGUUCCCGCCUCUGGCCCAGAGGAUCAGAGUCCAGAUUCUGGACGACGCCAAGACGGGGGACAUCGCUCUGGCGACUCACUUCCUGGACCUGAAGCAGAUUUCUGACCCCACCAGAAAUGGCUUCAAUCCCACCUUUGGACCAUGCUGGGUCAAUCUGUACGGUUCUCCUCGGAACUCCACACUCGGAGACGUCCAUCAGGCUUUGAACCAGGGCCUUGGAGAAGGAAUCUUCUACCGUGGUCGAAUCCUCCUCGCGCUCUCUGUGGAGGUCUACACCUCGCCCUCGGUCAUCGCCACGGACACAAGCCCUUCUCCGCUGGCGUUGAAGGUGAAAGGAACUCUGGGAAGGUUUGGGCUGAAGAAGCCAAGAGGCAGCAAAAAGGAGAAGAAGAAGGAAGCUUCCAGCAGAUUGACUGAUGAGUCGGGGGAGGCCGGUGUGGAGGUGCCGGAGUCUGUUACCGUGGAGACUGAAGAGAUUCACCCGCUCCCUGAGGGUUUUCUGGGCGAGAGAGAAGACUUUCUUCUGUUCGCUUCUCUCUUUGAAGUCACCAUGAUGGAUCCGUCCGUAGGCACCAGACCAAUGACUUUUGAACUCUCAAUAGGAAACCACGGCAAGGUGGUAAAGUUUGGGAGAGCCAAAAAGAGUCAGAGCAGAGAGGAGCUGAGCAGAAGCCGGGAGGAUCUCAGUGAGGAGGGACAAGGUCUUCUGGAGUCUGAGGAAGAGCUGGACAAGGAGGAAGUGCUGAGUCCCGAAUCUGAAAACAGAUCUUUGUCUCGCCCCAUGAGGCCGCAGCCCACCGAGUACGACAGGUCGUUCCAGUACAUCCCCCUCCAGACGCCCGCCGAGAAACAUAAGCCGUGUCUGUUUGUGUGGAGUCAGUUCGAAAACCACAGCUUUCGCCUCUACCAGGUCAACUGGAUCAGCAAGAUGGCCGACAGGCUGGAGAUCGGCCUGGACGAGGUGGAGCGGCUCCAGAGGAGGCCGAGGAGCAACGUGAAGAAGCGUCUGAUUCACGUCCUGCUGGAGCUGGUCGUCUCCUGCAAACAGUUCCGACUCUUCUCAGAACGCCGCUCGCAGUUUCGUCCCAACAACCUCGACGCGCGCAGGAAGGCGUUCAUCAAGAAGAGUUUGGUGGCGGUGGCCAGGCAGGCGGCGAGAGCCAGGCAGAGGAUCACCAGACGAACGCUCAGACAGCGACUCCUGGACGUCAAGAGACUCCUGGCCAAGCUGCGCCACCUGGCCAAAGAGCCCCAGAACACCAUCCCGGACGCCUUCCUCUGGUUGUUAAACGGAAGCAAACGAUUGGCCUACGUCAGGAUCCCCGCCCACUCCAUCAUCUUCUCAGUGGUGGAGGACCAGAGGGGCCGGGAUUGUGGUCGAGUCACCACACUUUACAUGAAGUCUCCGGGAGGUUCCACCAGUGAGAUCUUUGCCAAGCUGGAGGUCUACCUGUGGCUGGGCCAGUCCAAGUACAGCAAGGAGGCCAUCACCUUGCUCCCAGAAGACUUCCUGCCCGUCUACGAGGAGCCCGAGCAGACGGCGCCGGUCUCCACGGGAACCAGGAGGAAGCUUCCUGUCAGCCUGUCCUGUCAGGACUGCAGGUACUUCCAGCUGCGCUGCCACAUGUACCAAGCACGCGGAUUGUUGGCGGCAGAUGACGACGGCCUGUCAGAUCCCUUCGCCAAGGUGGUCUUCUCCACGCAGUGUCAGCUCACCAAGGUGUCCCCGGACACACUCUCUCCCGCAUGGAGCGAGUGUCUGUUGUUUGAGCGCGUCCUGCUGGAGGGAACCAUGGAGGACCUCCAACAAGACCCUCCCCUGGUCGUCAUCCACGUCUUCGACUACGACGCCGUGGGGAGUCCGAAGCCUCUCGGCCGAGCGUACGCUGAACCGGAGUUGAAAUUCGCGCAGAUGCUGUACCAGAAGCCCCGCCUUUGUUUCUACGACAUCAGCAUCGGGCGUGCCCCCGCAGGCGAGCUGCUGGCCGCCUUCGAGCUGAUCGAGCUGGACUAUUCUUCCUUUGGAGAGCCCACCCUGCCGAGCAGCGUGGACCCUCAGGAGCUGACCUACCUGAAAGAGGCGCGUCACUACGACAUACCACCGGGGGUCCGACCAGUCCUGAGGGACUUCCGAAUCGAGGUGCUCUUCUGGGGUCUGCGGGAGCUGAAGCGGGUGCAGCUCUUCGAGGUGGACCGCCCGAUGGUGAGGGUGGAGUGUGCCGGAUGCCAGCUGGAGUCGGAGGAGAUCGAGAGCUUCAGGACGCAUCCCAACUUCAAAGAGCUGGCCCGAUUCCUCAAUGUGAAGCUGCCAGAGCAGACCUACCUCCACCCGCCCCUCACACUCUUUGUGGUGGAGCGCAGAGCCUUCGGCCGGCAGAUCCUGGUCGGGACGCACGUGGUCCAGAGUCUGAUGGACUACGCCCCGCGGGAGCUUGGGGAGGAGCCAGAUGACGAAGAGGAGGGGCCUCCACCAAAAGUGAAGAAGAAGCCUUCAGUGAAGCCCAGUGCCCUGAAAAACCUGAGGAAGUUCUCCCUCAUCAACCUGUCAGUCAAAGAGUCUGUCAUUCCCAACAAGGCCAUCGACCUGAUCAACGCUCCUCUCAAGAAGCUGAGGAAGAAAGAGGAUGAGCUGGAGGAGGACGUACCAGAAAACGAAGAACUGGACUGGUGGUCCAAAUACUACGCCUCCGUGGAAGAGCUGGAGAAGCAGGCUGCGGAGGAACUGCAGAAAAAGGAGGAGGAAGAACAGGCAGAACGAGAAGGCCAGAAUGAGUCUGCCACCAACAAUGAAGAAGAUGAGGUGGAUGCAGUGAUAACUCAAGUUGAUCCACCAAAGCGCAAGAAGAUCGCCACGCUAAAGUUGUACGUAGGUCAUCUGGAGUCCGAGUUCAGUCAGUUUCAGGACUGGCUGCAGAGCCUUCCACUCUUUAAAGGCCGGGCAAACGACGAGGAUGCUGACGAGGAUGACGAGGAAAGGCUGAUGGGAAAAUUCAAGGGUUCCUUCCUAGUCUACCCGGUAGAUUCAGACGACGAAGAAGACCCCAAGUUACAGAUCACUAGAUUUAUACCCCAAAACUCACCCUUCAAGGUCCUGGUGAGGAUCUACAUCAUCAAGGGCACCAAUCUGGCUCCUGCAGACCCAAACGGAAAAUCCGACCCGUACCUGGUGGUGGAAAUCGGGAAGCAGACCCAGGACACCAAAGACCGCUACAUCCCUAAACAGCUCAACCCUGUCUUUGGAGAGGUCUUUGAACUGACCGUGUCCUUCCCACUGGAGACAGACGUGCUCAUCAGGGUGAUGGACCACGACAUUGUGGGCUCUGAUGACAUCAUUGGAGAGACGCGGGUCGACCUGGAGAACCGCUUCUACAGUCGCCACCGGGCCAGCUGCGGCCUGGCGCUUUACUAUGAUAAGAACGGCUACAACAUGUGGCGGGAUGCGAAGAAGCCCUCUGUCAUUUUGUCAGAGCUUUGCAAGACAAACGGCAUCCCGUCUCCAGAGUACAGGCCCAACGAGGUCAAAGUCCUCAACAAGGUCUUCAAGAUCCCAGCAGAUGCCAUACCAGAAGAUCUUCUGAAGAAGAACCAGCGUUCUCCUCAGGAGCAGGAGGAGAUGGAGGAGCACGCGGCCCUCAGCGUGCUGCAAUGCUGGGGGGAGAUGGGCGAGUUCCUCCCCGGAGCCGUGCCUCUGGUCCCUGAGCACGUGGAGGUCCGAACCCUGCUGAACCCGGACAAACCAGGACUGCCGCAGGGCUAUCUUCACAUGUGGGUGGACAUGUUUCCAACUGAUGUUCCAGCCCCGCCCACUGUCGACAUUAAGCCCCGCCUCCCUCUACAACAUGAGCUGCGUGUCAUCGUCUGGAACACCGACGACGUUGUUCUGGACGACAUCAACCCGUUCACCGGCGUGCCGUCCUCUGACAUCUACUUGAAAGGAUGGAUUAAAGGACUGGAAGACGACAAGCAGGAGACUGACGUCCACUUCAACUCUCUGACUGGAGAGGGAAACUUUAACUGGAGAUUUGUCUUUCGCUUUGACUACCUGCCCACUGAGAAAGAGGUGGUCUACAAGAAGAAGGAGUCCUUCUUCUCUCUGGAGGAGUCGGAGUUCCGGCAGCCGGCGGUGCUGACGCUGCAGGUCUGGGACUAUGACCGCAUCUCGGCCAACGACUUCCUGGGCUCCGUGGAACUGCGCCUCAGCGACAUGGUGCGGCCCGCCAAGUCCUCCGGGAAGUGCACGGUCCAGAUGGCCAAGGACCGGGCGGUCCCGCGGGUCUCCAUAUUUCGCUCCAAGAAGAUGAAGGGCUGGUGGCCGCUGACCCGCCAGAAGACGGCCGAGGACUUUGAGAAGGAGCAAAAGGAGGAGGCUGAGAGGAAGAAGAAGGACAAGAAGGGCAAGAAGAAGAAGGAGGAGGAAGACGUCCAGUUCACCGACAGCAGCGGACACGUCUACCUGCUCGUGGGUAAGGUGGAGGCGGAGCUCCAGCUGGUGACUCUGGAGCAAGCUGAGGCUAAUCCGGUUGGACGUGGACGCAAAGAACCAGAACCUCUGGACAAGCCAAACCGUCCCAGCACCACUUUCACCUGGUUUGUCAACCCCAUGAAGACUUUCAUCUUCCUCAUCUGGAAGAAGUUCAAGAAGUUCAUCCUGGUCCUGGUCCUCCUGGCCGUGGUGACUCUCUUCCUGGGCCUGCUGGUCUACUCGCUGCCUCAGCAGAUCAGCGCCCUCAUCAUCCGAGGAUGAAGACGCCCUCCAACCAUUCAAGUCCUUUUUCAUACACUUUGCUGAAGUUUGCACAAACCUACAAAAAUAAAUGCCACAGAUAUUUAAGCAGAAUAAUCUUUAUCCAAGAUGGAUUUGUUUGGCAGUCAUAGAUCAACAGGAAGUGGCCUCAGUGUCCAUAUAUAUAUAUAUAUAUAUAUAUAUAUAUAUAUUAAAGUUAAAGUACCCAUGAUUGUCACAAACACACACACUAUGUGUGGCAAAAGUAUUCUCUGCAUUUGACCCAUCACCCUUGAUCCCCCCCUGGGAGGUGAGGGGAGCAGUGAGCAGCAGUGGUGGCCACACUCAGGAAUAAUUUUUGGUGAUUUCACCCCCAAUUCCAACCCUUGAUGCUGAGUGCAGAGCAGGGAGGUAAU
Molecule: messenger RNA, 6873 nt
Organism: Nerophis ophidion (straightnose pipefish)
Lineage: Eukaryota; Metazoa; Chordata; Actinopteri; Syngnathiformes; Syngnathidae
Gene: fer1l4
Product: fer-1 like family member 4
Exons: 49
Coding region: 347-6478 (2043 amino acids)
Biological process (GO): plasma membrane organization
Cellular component (GO): membrane
Source: RefSeq, a predicted model, not a curated record